Messenger RNA from Aspergillus vadensis CBS 113365, 1050 nucleotides. RefSeq names its product glycoside hydrolase family 16 protein. NCBI's taxonomy places the organism in Eukaryota, Fungi, Ascomycota, Eurotiomycetes, Eurotiales, Aspergillaceae. Gene Ontology annotation, biological process: fungal-type cell wall organization; carbohydrate metabolic process. Gene Ontology annotation, cellular component: fungal-type cell wall. Bases 1 to 1050 code for a protein of 349 amino acids. The record is from RefSeq and is a predicted model, not a curated record. The transcript is spliced from 3 exons. Gene Ontology annotation, molecular function: glycosyltransferase activity; hydrolase activity, hydrolyzing O-glycosyl compounds.
AUGAGACUUCCGUUUGUUAGCUCGACAGUCGCUCUUCUUUCUAGCGCCAGCUUAGUGGCAGCGCAGACAUACACCAAUUGUAACCCGCUGAAGAAAUCAUGUCCUGCGGAUCCCGCACUGGGGAAAUCUGCGAGCUAUGACUUCACUCAAGGCAGUUCCUCCGACUUUACUGCAACCGGUAGCCCGACCUAUGGUGACAAUGGUGCCGAGUUCACCGUGGCUCAACAGGGAGAUGCGCCAUUGAUCCAGUCCAACUGGUACAUCAUGUUUGGGCACGUGGAAUACGUGAUCAAGGCUGCCCCUGGAACGGGCAUUGUGAGCAGUGCCGUUUUGCAGUCCGAUGACUUGGAUGAGAUCGACUGGGAAUGGCUUGGAGGGAAUGACCAGCUUGUGCAAACCAACUACUUUGGAAAAGGAGAUACAAGUAGUUACAAUCGUGGAGCUACCCAUAAUGAUCCUGGGAACCACGACGACUUUCACACCUAUACUGUGGACUGGACGAGCAAGCAAAUCGUCUGGCAGAUCGAUGGCACAACGGUCAGAGUGCUUACGCCGGAUACUGCUGACACGAACCAGUACCCCCAGACCCCCAUGGUAGUCAAAGUAGGAAUCUGGGCUGGAGGCGAUCCCAGUAACCCUCAAGGUACAAUCGAUUGGGCUGGAGGCACGACCGAUUACAGCGCCGGACCCUACACAAUGUACUUGAAGUCCCUCAAAGUCACGGACUAUUCGACCGGCUCGUCAUACUCAUAUGGUGAUGAGAGUGGGGACUGGACGUCUAUCACCGCCAACGGAGGUCAGGUUAAUGGAAACAUUGGGGCCGAUACAAUGACCUCAAUUCAGUCAGCACCCACUGUGACGUCGACAGUUGCCAGUAUCCCUAUCCCUUGGAGCGGCACUCAUCGUGAAACAUCCAGCUUUGUGACUCCAGAUGUCUGGCCAUGGGUUGCGACAGCAACAUCGACAUCGCUGCCUUCUGGCUGGACAUAUUCUGGUUCUAGACAAAUCCAGCCGCCUAGCGCGGCUUCUGUGAGUGAGCAUUUCCCUUAA